Messenger RNA from Acanthosepion pharaonis, 669 nucleotides. NCBI's taxonomy places the organism in Eukaryota, Metazoa, Mollusca, Cephalopoda, Sepiida, Sepiidae. The record is from the annotation of a GenBank genome assembly.
AUGUCCAUAUCUCUGUCUCUUCAUAUCGAUCUAUUACAACACUAUCUAUCUAUCUAUCUAUCUAUCUAUCUAUCUAUCUAUCUAUCUAUUUAUGUGUGGGUCGUAGCCACCCACGCGAACUCUUCCAUAAUUGACAAUGACAUUGAAAGAGGGAAUUUCUCGCAGAUGAAAAUCAAUAGAAAUAAAUAUAGAAAAGCAGUUUCUUUUUUCUUUCUAUCAAAAUAUCGAUCGGCAGCUCGUCGACCUUUCUUUUGUCUGUCUCUCAGUCUAUUUCACUUCCUCUCUCUGUUAAUCCCCCCCCACGGCCGCCUUUCUGUCCCUGUCUCUCUCUCUUUUUCUCUCUCCCUCUCUCUCUCGUGUUUUUCUGUCUCCCUUAAUUUCAUUUUCUUUCUUUCUCAAUUCUUUGAGUCAUUCUCUUUCCCGCCUUCUUUCUUUCUUUCUUUCUUUCUUUCUUUCUCAGUGAUUUUAAUAAUUCUUUAUCUCCUUCCCGUUCUUUCUUUCUUUCUUUCUUUCUUUCUUUCUCAAUUCUUUGAGUCAUUUUCUUUCUUUCUUUCUUUCUUUCUUUCUUUCUUUCUUUCUUUCUUUCUUUCUUUCUCAGUAAGGUCUGGUGGCGGUGUCUCUUUCUGUGCAAAAGGGGUCUGCAACGAAAAUCUCCUCUUUAAAAUUUAG